Molecule: messenger RNA, 1197 nt
Organism: Penaeus indicus
Lineage: Eukaryota; Metazoa; Arthropoda; Malacostraca; Decapoda; Penaeidae
Product: vitelline membrane outer layer protein 1-like
Exons: 5
Coding region: 105-749 (214 amino acids)
Source: RefSeq, a predicted model, not a curated record
AUCUGGCGCGGAGAACCACUAUUUAUGCACAAGACACAGAUGGUGUGGUCUUCAUAAGCAGUCAUUCACUGAGACACAUAAAACGAUUCUUCACUUUCAUCACCAUGAUCUUGUGGAGCGUGGCCCUUCUGCUGGUGGCUGGCGCAUGUACGGCCGAUGAAGAACCCCGAGAUGAAACGCAUAUCACCCUGGCGCUGGACUGGGCCAUGAACUGGGGCGAGUGGGGACCGCAGGUUUAUUGUCCUCUCGGCACUUUCGCCUACGCCUUUCAGAUCAAGGUAGAGGGCGAGGACCACAUGGACGACACAGCUAUGAACGGCAUCGAGCUCUUCUGUCGCGCUCCAGCUGAUGUGGGACACGAGGGACAGCCACCCAAGAAGGACGCUAAGGAAUUCAGUAUUACCUCUACCGUCCAGCAGUGGGGGGACUGGAAAGGCAAGCGAGAAUGCGCGACCGGCUACCUCACCGGCCUCCGCAUGAGAAGCGAGGAGGACCAAGGCUUUUUCAUCGACGACACAGCGGCCAACGACCUCGACAUGCAAUGCAACUGGUCCACCGACACUCUCAACGGCGGCGGCGACCACUGGGGCGACUGGAGCAGCUGGGAGUCAUGCCCGCACAACUGGGCGAUCUGUGGCAUCGAGACCCGAGUGGAGGCAGACAGUGCCACAGAUGACACAGCUCUCAACAAUGUGCGAAUGUUCUGCUGCAGCUUUGAUGACAUGCCACCGACUUUUGUUCCUCUGUAAUGCAAAUGGGUUUGGCCUAAUGUCAAGGCAAUGUAUAGAGACUUUAUAUCUCAAUUCCCAUUUUUCAUCAUAAUACUGUCCUGAACUGGAAAUAUUUAAUGGAGUGGUAAUUUUCAUGAAUCAAAAUAUGGUAAGUUGGAAUAAUUUGAUAGAGCACACUUGGUGGAGCCAUUAUUUAUAAUGGUGCUCUGAAAUAUAUUUGUUAUAAAACUAAAAGAAAUUAUACUUUUUUUACCAUUUUGAAAAAAGAAGGUUCAACAAGACUCCUAAGAGGUUAAGCAAAGCCAAACUGGGCCAUGAAGAAAAAUGUACACUAAUAUAAUCUAUUCAAUUGACAUUGCACAAGCGUAUGACCUUAUAAAUGCACACCUAAUACCAUCACAGCAAAAUGUAUACUGCCUCAACAUAGGCCUUUUUAUGCAAUGUAAAUGAAACUCUUACAAUCUAU